AUGGUUGUUUUAGUACAUUUGUGUGUCAGCCCUGAAGGUACAUCUUGGUUAACACAUGUCGAACCAACACCAGAACCUGCUGAAUUCAGUGUCAUUGAUGCAGUUACAGCAUCUGUGGUAAAGAAACCUGAAGUUACAGCACCUGAAGUUGCAGCACCUGUGGCAAAGACACCUGAAGUUACAGCACCUGUGGCAAAGACACCUGAGGUUACAGCACCUGUGUUAGAAACACUUGAAGUUACAGCAUCUAAAGUUACAGCACCUGUGGCAAAGACACCUGAGGUUACAGCUCCUGUGUUAGAAACACCUGAAGUUACAGCAUCUGAAGUUACAGCACCUGAAGUGGCAGCAUCUGUGGUAAAGACACCUGAAAUUACAGCUCCUGUGGCAAAGACACCUGAAAUUACAGCUCCUGUGGCAAAGACAGCUGAAGUUACAGCACCUGUGGAAAAGACACCUGAAGUUACAGCUCCUGUGGUAAAGACACCUGAAGUUACAGCACCUGUGGUAAAGACACCUGAAGUUACAGCUCCUGUGGUAAAGACACCUGAAGUAACAGGACCUGUGGUGAAGACACCUGAAGUUACAGCACAUGUGGCAAAGGCACCUGAAGUUACAAUACCUGAGACACCUGAAGUUACAGCACCUGUGGCAAAGACACCUGAAGUUACAGUACCUCUGGUAAAGACACCUGAAGUUACAGCACCUGUGCCAAAGACACCUGAAGAUACAGUACCUCUUGUAAAGACACCUGAAGUUACAGCACCUGUGGCAAAGACACCUGAAGAUACAGUACCUCUGGUAAAGACACCUGAAGUUACAGCACCUGUGGCAAAGACACCUGAAGAUACAGUACCUCUGGUAAAGACACCUGAAGUUACAGCGCCUGUGGCAAAGACACCUGAAGAUAGAGUUCCUCUGGUAAAGACACCUGAAGUUACAGCACAUUUUUCAAAGGCACCUGAAGUUACAGCACCUGUGCCAAAGACACCUGAAGAUACAGUACCUCUGGUAAAGACACCUGAAGUUACAGCACCUGUGGCAAAGACACCUGAAGUUACAGUACCUCUGGUAAAGACACUUGAAGUUACAGCACUUGUGGAAAAGGCACCUGAAAUCACAGUACCUCUGGCAAAGACACCUGAAGUUACAGCACAUGUGGCAAAGACCCCUGAAGAUACAGUACCUCUGGUAAAGACACCUAAAGUUACAGCACUUGUGGCAAAGGCACCUGAAAUUACAGCACUUGUGGCAAAGACACUUGAAAUUACAGUACCUCUGUUAAAGACAGCUGAAGUUACAGCACCUGUGGUAAGGACACCUGAUGUUACAGCACAUGUGGCAAAGACACCUGAAUUUACAGCACUUAUAUAUUGA
This is a messenger RNA of Xyrauchen texanus (razorback sucker), 1377 nucleotides long. RefSeq names its product periaxin-like. The transcript has 2 exons. The coding region runs from base 1 to 1377 and encodes 458 amino acids. The record is from RefSeq and is a predicted model, not a curated record. Lineage: Eukaryota; Metazoa; Chordata; Actinopteri; Cypriniformes; Catostomidae.